This is a messenger RNA of Fusarium odoratissimum NRRL 54006, 255 nucleotides long. RefSeq lists its product as uncharacterized. NCBI's taxonomy places the organism in Eukaryota, Fungi, Ascomycota, Sordariomycetes, Hypocreales, Nectriaceae. The record is from RefSeq and is a predicted model, not a curated record. The coding region runs from base 1 to 255 and encodes 84 amino acids. The transcript has 2 exons.
AUGGCCGAAUCCGAAUCCGAUGCCGAUGCCGAUGCCGAUCCGAACGCGAAACUGACAUCGGGGCCGAGGCGGGUUGAGUUGAGAUCCCGCGCCGGGUCCGGAUCCGGAGGCCGGAGGGUCAGACAAACUGACAAGAUCAGGCAUGAUCAGUCAAGUCAGGUCAAGACAGGCCAAGAAAGACAGCAUGAGGAUGAAGGAAGAAACAUGCAUAGCUCGCUGGUCACAGUUGCAGGAACAGAGGACAAAGACAGGUGA